UCACUACCUUCGGAAAAAUCUCAAGUGCGGCAAAACUCCAAAUCCCUCUCAGAAACCCCAAACCCCAAAACGAUGUCGUCUGAGAAGAAGAUCAUAACCCUGAAGAGCUCCGACAACGAGACCUUCGAGGUCGACGAGGCGGUGGCUCUGGAGUCGCAGACCAUCAAGCACAUGGUGGAGGACGGCUGCGCCGACAAUGCGAUUCCGCUCCCCAAUGUCACCGGAUCUAUUCUGGCCAAGGUGAUCGAGUAUUGUAGGAAGCACGUGGAGGAGGGCGGCAAGGACGCCGAGAAGGACAAGUCCACCGACUCGCCGUUGAAGGCUUUUGAUGCUGAGUUCAUCAAGGUUGACCAGAAUGUUCUGUUCGACCUCAUCUUGGCUGCCAACUAUCUCAACAUCAAGGGCCUUCUGGAUCUGACAUGCCAGACUGUUGCUGACAUGAUUAAGGGGAAGACUCCUGAGGAGAUCCGCAAGACUUUUAACAUUAAGAAUGACUUCACCCCUGAAGAAGAAGAGGAGGUUCGUAGGGAGAACCAGUGGGCAUUUGAGUGAAGUCAAGGGCUUUCUUCUCAAUGUUGAUAUUUAUGAUCAGACCGUGGUAGGAAUGUUGAUAUAGCUAAUGACCGUUCAUUUUGUCCCUAUAGGGGUUUAGAGGUUGCUUUUGUCUUGAUUGGAAUGGCAUUUUAUUUUGUUAGGUUGCUUCAACUCUAAGAUGUGCAAACCUCUUACUAUCUAAAUCUGUUGCGGACUUAGUUAUAUUUGUCUCA
Argentina anserina (silverweed cinquefoil) is the source of this 767-nucleotide messenger RNA. Its product is annotated as SKP1-like protein 1B. The transcript has 2 exons. Gene Ontology annotation, biological process: SCF-dependent proteasomal ubiquitin-dependent protein catabolic process. Lineage: Eukaryota; Viridiplantae; Streptophyta; Magnoliopsida; Rosales; Rosaceae. Bases 73 to 552 code for a protein of 159 amino acids. The record is from RefSeq and is a predicted model, not a curated record. Gene Ontology annotation, cellular component: nucleus; cytoplasm. Gene Ontology annotation, molecular function: cullin family protein binding.